AUGCAAUCAUCGUCAAUUCCAAAGACAAGAAACCAGAUUGAAGUACAGAUUGGGUUGGUGGGUGAUGCACAAGUGGGAAAGACUUCGUUAAUGGUGAAAUAUGUGCAAAAUAUAUUUAAUGAUGAAUAUACUCAAACUUUGGGAGUAAAUUUCUUAAAAAGAAAAGUUUCAGUUAGAUCAACAGAUAUCGUGUUUUCGAUUCUAGAUCUUGGUGGUCAAAAAGAAUUUAUAAAUAUGUUACCGAUUGCCUCGAUAGGAUCGUCAGCUAUAAUAUUCUUGUUUGAUUUGACUAGACCUGAAACUUUAAAUUCAAUCAAAGAAUGGUAUAGACAAGCUAACGGUUUAAAUGAUCAAGCUAUUCCGAUUCUUGUUGGUACUAAAUAUGAUUUAUUUAUUGAUCUAGAUCAAUCAACACAAGAAAAAAUUUCAAGAAUUGCAAUGCAAUAUGCACAAGUUAUGAAUGCUCCAUUGAUCUUUACAUCAACUGCAAAAUCUAUUAAUGUACAAAAAAUAUUUAAAAUUGCCUUAUCCAAGAUAUUUAAUUUAACUUUAACGAUAUCUGAAAUUAAUGAAAUAGGUGAUCCUCUAUUGAUAUAUAAAACCCUCGGCAAUAGAUCAACUCCUAUUGCGAAUGCAUCUGCAUCUUCAUCUGCAUCUUCCCCAUCUGCAUCUACAUGA
Messenger RNA from Vanderwaltozyma polyspora DSM 70294, 678 nucleotides. RefSeq names its product Ras family GTPase TEM1 (gene TEM1). Gene Ontology annotation, molecular function: GTPase activity; GTP binding. The transcript has a single exon. Gene Ontology annotation, cellular component: spindle pole body. NCBI's taxonomy places the organism in Eukaryota, Fungi, Ascomycota, Saccharomycetes, Saccharomycetales, Saccharomycetaceae. The coding region runs from base 1 to 678 and encodes 225 amino acids. Gene Ontology annotation, biological process: regulation of exit from mitosis. The record is from RefSeq and is a predicted model, not a curated record.